GCUGGCGUCACACAGACGCUCUCAUCCACGACACCGCCAGAGAAGCAAGCACGCCAGUGGACCUCGGCUAUAUCACUACAGUCUUGUAUGGCACCCCUGUCUGGCAUAAUGAAUCCUGCGCCGGGGUCACAGUCUCACGAAGCCAAACUACAGGAGAGGGAGGACACGGAGAAAGAGGCAACUCAGACGCGCGAGAAAGGCUCUCUCUCGGGAUGUAAGACCAAGGCGUUCAGCCUCCCCUUCAGUGUGGAAUCUUUGAUUUCAGACAGAGGGACAAGCCGGAAUUCAUACUCCUCGACUGAAGCGGGCAUAGUUCUGCCCAAACCUGUCCCAGAGGAUCGUCUUCGACUGUCUCCCAUGGCACUUUACGGCGACAAGGGCUUCCACUCGGAGAGCGUUACUAACCUUUCGGACAGCAAGAAAAGCGAGAUAGAGGAUCUCGCGGAAAAGGGGCAAAGCGGUUGGUUUCAGACGCCGUCCUACACUACUCCUCCACGCCACUCCAGCCCUCCCCCCUGCCCCCUUAGAAAACACAAGAAUAACAGAAAACCGCGCACUCCCUUCACCACGUCCCAGCUGCUGGCUUUGGAGAGAAAGUUUCGUCAAAAACAGUACCUCUCCAUCGCAGAGAGAGCCGAGUUCUCCAACUCCCUCAACCUCACCGAGACUCAGGUGAAAAUAUGGUUCCAAAACAGAAGGGCGAAAGCCAAAAGACUCCAGGAGGCCGAGUUGGAAAAACUAAAACUGGCAACCAAACCGCUCUUACCUGCGUUCGCCUUUCCAUUCCCGCUCGGGACGCACAUAGGCUCGCCAGCCCUCUACGGACAUUCGAAUUCCUUUCACAGACCAUCGCUGCCUGUACCGGGACUCUUCAGUGCACCCGUCACAUAUGGAAUGUACUAUUUGUCUUAAAUAGGGAAAGCUGUCCGGUUCGCUGUGAGUUGUGGGAUAGCCAUUCUGUGUACUGUUGUGUCUUGUCCGUCUAUACGGACGGUAAAAGCAUGCUCUCCCGGGUCUGCUACAUGUUACAAUCCUG
Clupea harengus (Atlantic herring) is the source of this 1036-nucleotide messenger RNA. RefSeq names its product muscle segment homeobox 3 (gene msx3). NCBI's taxonomy places the organism in Eukaryota, Metazoa, Chordata, Actinopteri, Clupeiformes, Clupeidae. Gene Ontology annotation, molecular function: RNA polymerase II transcription regulatory region sequence-specific DNA binding; DNA-binding transcription factor activity, RNA polymerase II-specific. The record is from RefSeq and is a predicted model, not a curated record. Gene Ontology annotation, cellular component: nucleus. Gene Ontology annotation, biological process: regulation of transcription by RNA polymerase II; embryonic morphogenesis.